Molecule: messenger RNA, 369 nt
Organism: Prunus armeniaca (apricot)
Lineage: Eukaryota; Viridiplantae; Streptophyta; Magnoliopsida; Rosales; Rosaceae
Source: the annotation of a GenBank genome assembly
AUGUCUAGCACAAAAAGCAAAUCUGCAUCAGUUGCUGCAACUGCUGCUGUCCGAAGUAUUGCUGAUAAUGGGGAUGAUGUGGAUUCUCCUUCAAGUGAAGAGUCAGGGAAAUUUGGAAAUGAUGAGGUGGAUAACAGUUCGGAAAAUGAUGAAAGUCUUCAGAGUAGAGGACGGAAAAGGGCUGCUCCAAGGGGGAGAGGUAGAGGCUCUACACAACCCUCUAAGCGUGGAAAGAAAUCCGAUAACUCUGCAAUUAACCAAAUGUUUAUGAACAAAGAUGAUGAAGAUGACGAUGAAGAGGAUCUGACGAAGAGAUUUAAUAAACCUCUGCCUCGGGUCACAAGAAACUAUGGCAAUCUAAGAAGGUAA